This is a messenger RNA of Hemibagrus wyckioides, 3760 nucleotides long. Its product is annotated as glycerol-3-phosphate acyltransferase 4-like. NCBI's taxonomy places the organism in Eukaryota, Metazoa, Chordata, Actinopteri, Siluriformes, Bagridae. The transcript is spliced from 13 exons. The coding region runs from base 521 to 1927 and encodes 468 amino acids. Gene Ontology annotation, biological process: triglyceride biosynthetic process. Gene Ontology annotation, cellular component: endoplasmic reticulum. Gene Ontology annotation, molecular function: glycerol-3-phosphate O-acyltransferase activity. The record is from RefSeq and is a predicted model, not a curated record.
UUAUCGGAAUACGGGUAGGGGGAGAAAAAAUCUCUGCUGGCUUGAGUGGAGCCGGCUGUCGUGUCCGGCGGAAUAAACUAAAGGGAUGUGGACAAAGCUCGGCGACAGCCAUUUGACAUGCUUGUUUAAGACGCUGUGGUAGAAAAGAGGACUGGAUGAGAAGCUGCUCUUGACUUUAGUUUAUGGCCGACUUACAGAUUUCCUGAAGUUCUGCUCCUCUAAACCUAUCAUGUAUCAUGAUACACAAUGGAAGGAGUUCAGCUUGAACGAAUUUACAUGAAACGAUAGCUUAUGAUUACAAGACAAGCCCCUCGUGGACUCUAGAGGCUAUUUUUGGUGAUGAGAGAAGCUGAGACGAUGUCGCAGGAGAAGAGGACACAAUUAUAGACUUCUAUCCUUAGACACUUUAGACAGAACAUGGACUGAAGACUUGUGUCCUGAGCUGCCCGAAGAGAUCUUCCUGCUUUUUUGACAUCUUUCUCCCAUAUUUAAAGAAGGAUUUUUGAACCGGCUCGCAGGAAUGGGUCCGUUCACAUCUCCUUUUCAUAACUUGCUGUGCAUGCUGCUGGGCAUCUCCUUCACUGUGUGGUUCACUUUGCUGCUGGUGUUCAUCAUCGUGCCCGCUAUAUUCGGCCUGUCCUUCGGCAUCCGGCGGCUAUACAUGAACGGCCUGCUCAAGGUGUUUGAGUGGGCCACCAUGCGGAUCGAGAGAGGAGCCAAGGAGAAAAAUCAUCUUGUGUAUAAACCCUAUACGAAUGGCAUAAUAGCCAAAGAGCCCACUUCUCUGGAAGAGGAGCUGAAAGAAAUCCGCCGUGUCGGCAGCAGCCGGGACCUGAGUGGCUGCUCCUCCUCUCCCGCAGGCUCCUCCCCUAACUCCUCAGAGUUUGCUGUGUCGGAUAUCUUUUAUUUCUGCCGGCGCGGCAUCGAGAGCAUCGUGGAUGAUGAAGUGACCAAACGUUUCUCUGCCGAGGAGCUCGAGUCCUGGAACCUGCUGACACGCAGCAACAACAACUUCAGACACAUUAGCACACGUCUCACAGCGCUCUGGGGGCUGGGGCUCAUCAUCCGCUACUGCAUCCUGCUGCCUCUCAGGUUGACACUCGCCAUCACAGGCGUGACGCUGUUGGUCAUCCUCACCACUUUAGUCGGAUUUCUGCCCAAUGGGAGGAUGAAGAAUUUUCUUAGCGAGAAAGUGCAUUUGAUGUGUUACCGAGUUUGUGUAAGAGGGCUUACCGCCAUCAUCACUUACCAUCACAGUGAGAAUAAGCCUAAGAACGGAGGAAUCUGUGUUGCCAACCACACGUCACCCAUUGACGUCCUGAUACUAGCCAGUGACGGCUGUUAUGCAAUGGUGGGACAGAUCCAUGGAGGUCUAAUGGGUGUCAUUCAGAGGUCCAUGGUAAAGGCUUGUCCACACAUCUGGUUUGAACGCUCCGAAGUCAAAGACCGCCAUCUUGUGGCUAAAAGGUUGAGCGAUCACGUCAAGGACAAAAGCAAACUUCCAAUCCUCAUCUUUCCUGAAGGGACCUGCAUCAACAACACGUCCGUGAUGAUGUUUAAGAAAGGAAGCUUUGAAAUCGCUUCAACAAUCUACCCGGUGGCCAUCAAGUAUGACCCACGCUUCGGGGACGCCUUCUGGAACAGCAGCAAAUUCGGCAUGGUGAAUUAUCUCCUCCACAUGAUGAGCAGCUGGGCCAUCGUCUGCAGCGUGUGGUACCUCCCCCCCAUGAGGCGACAGGAAGACGAGGACGCCGUGCAGUUCGCUAACCGAGUUAAAGCAGCUAUCGCCAGACAGGGCGGCCUGGUGGACCUGCUGUGGGACGGUGGCUUAAAGCGUGAAAAAGUGAAAGACACCUUUAAAGAAGAGCAACAGAAACUCUACAGCAAGAUUUUAGUGGGAACUCAUGAAGACCGCAGUCGCUCCUGAGGAAUAUAUAAAAAGAAAAGGAAUGUAAGAUGACUGGACAGGGAAGAAAUUGAGUCUUUGAAUCUUUAAAAACAAAAAAACAUCAGGAUGGGAUUGUGAGCCGCGUCUGUAGGUGGUAGACGUUGGUGGAUUUGAUUUUCAGCAGUCACUUCCUUCACUUAUUACGUUUGAGUCAACAAACACAACGUGAUGGCGAGGUUUAAUUUAAUAACGUAGCCACUUGGUAAGGUCUCGAAGCGCACAUUCUCGACGGCAAACCGGUUGCUAUCAACAUUCUCAAAAACAACAGGUUUUUUUUAAAAGCUUUUUUGUUUUUAGCACAUUUGCAUAUUAUUAUGAAAAUACUUCUAUGCGUUACAGUCAGGAUUUUUUUUGUUUUAUGUUUAUCUCUGCUGUGUGAAUACAUGGAUCCAACAAGAAAUCCAACUCAGAUAGGUCAAUUUUAGCUCAAGCAAAUGAGCUGAUAUGUUAUAUUAUUAUAAUAUACACCACAGUGGUGCAGAAUUCUCAGUUCUGAUUGGUCGAAAGUCAUUUGUGUUGAAUCACUAACAGCAGCCCCCGAUGGACGUCACGGCUAGAAAGCAACUCACAGGUUUAUAUGAUAUUAAUGCGCUUGUGUUAAUACCUCAUCGUUUCUAUAGUAACAGCUCAUUCACAGGGAUGCUCUAGUCUGUUCUUUUGGGAUUGAUAUGGAGACAUUUUCCUAAAGAGGUGUUUGUUUAACAUGUACAGGUGAAGUCUCCAGCAUCGGUCAGUAUUCUUUCCCAUCAUGGGUCAAACAAAAUAGCUAUCAUGAAAAGCUGUGUGUUUUGGCUUAUUAACUAUACAGGAAAGAAAAAAAAAAAAUCACUAUGUAGCUUUAACAGUAAGCCACAUUGUGUUUUUAUUCCUUACUUAACCAUUAUUCUUGGUUCAAGAAUAUUUUUGUGGAUACCGUGUCAUUAUAUAAUGUUCUCAUUCCCAUAUAGCUCUAGAAAUGGCAGGCUUUUUCAUUAUUAUUUCAUUGUUAUUUACUCCGGUGAACCCCUUUUCCAUGUAUCAGCCAGUAUGUUUUCCACCAUGGGUUGGAAAAAAAGGACUUUUUUGGGGGGCCAUGAAAAGCUGUGUGUUUUGGCUACACAACAGAUGCAGUGUGUAGACAUUAGACCGAAAAUCGCCGACUCGUCCUUGUAAAAAUCUGCACUUUUGUAGCCUAUCAAUAAAAGUCUUGGCAGGAAGUUCAAGGAGGCAGUCGCCCUCUCUCAAAUCGAGGAAAUGCGAUGCAAUUACAUGUUUUAAAUUCACUGAGAACUAGAAAUAGUCAGUGUUCAGGUCAGAUUCAGUCCUGAUGCCCUGAUUGAUGUCCUCGCACAUGUUAGCGUUCAGCUAAUGGGUCCAGAUUAGCUUCAACAUUAUAAAAUGUUCCCACAUUUUUUUUUUAAAUGUGCCCCUAAUCUAAAGUGCACUUAUUUAUAUGUAGUAAAGCCUCAACCACAUGAUAGUUUCGAGUUCAGCUCGAUGAAGAGGGCAGAAUGAAGAUCUCUGUGAAGCAGCAUGUGGAGAGGUCUAGUGAUCGUCUGAGGCGGGCUGAUUUUAAGAAUAUUUUGUAUAUUGAAAAUUUACUUGAUCCUAACAGAUGAAGGAAAGUGUAGGACACGUCUGUCUACCGGAAGCGAGUCAGUGGAAAGACUCUGGCCGCUGCCGGUGAGUGUAUUUUUGGGUCGGCUGCUUUAUUUGCAUCAGGCUGAAUCCUUCUCUCAAGUCAACUCUUACAUCUCUACCACCCAUUCCUCCUUCUGUCAUGUCUGUGGAUGAAACUGGUUAAUAAAAAAUGGACAAAAUUUACACGAGUCU